Molecule: messenger RNA, 753 nt
Organism: Colletotrichum acutatum
Lineage: Eukaryota; Fungi; Ascomycota; Sordariomycetes; Glomerellales; Glomerellaceae
Exons: 2
Coding region: 132-683 (183 amino acids)
Source: RefSeq, a predicted model, not a curated record
GGAGGCGGCGCCAAGAAUCAAAGAGUCAAGUACUAUUUGUUCAAGUUCGUCGAAACGGUUUUCCAAAAUACAGUAUCUCCGCCUAUAGUCUAUUUGGACCAGAACCCGGAAACCCCGAAUGAGGAAGAGGAAUGAAGGAAUCGCGAUAUCACACAUUCCAAACUGACGGCACCAAUAGGUUCAGGAUAGUCUGCGACCCCUUCGGCCUGCACCAAUCUAUGUCCCAGCCUCAUACACAAUCCCUCCGCUAUCUGGACUGUGGCGCGCAUACCUAUGACUUUCUGGACCUUUUCAUGCCAAGUCAAGGACAAUGGCAGUUUCGGCUUUCUGCUCCAGAGAAUCAAAGUUCUGAGCAUGAGCAUCUGGUCUUUGAGAGACUUAUGGUUGACGGAGGGCGUGAGUUGUGGACGACAUACGACAAGAUCAAGCUCAAUGUAUUUUUCAGCCGAUCGACAUCGACAUUUUUAGUAAGACCUGAUCGGCAACUCGACAACUUACACCUUGGUCUUGGCUUGACCCCAGACGGUAUUUUUGUUGCUUGUACGGCGGAAACUGAGAGAGCUUGGGUCGACGAGGUCAAGCGUCGGACGGAUGCCAUAUGGGCGGAGAAAACUAGGAAUCCGCCAAAUUACAACACAACAGGUGCCAGACUUGUUGAGUUCAGCUCAGAUAGUGAGGCCUAGGGUUGUGGGAGGUCUGGAAUUGUAAACGGAAUGUGACGUAGUUCAUUUAGAUUGUAGAACACAAAAUUCC